Molecule: messenger RNA, 951 nt
Organism: Stegastes partitus (bicolor damselfish)
Lineage: Eukaryota; Metazoa; Chordata; Actinopteri; Pomacentridae
Product: olfactory receptor 52D1-like
Exons: 2
Coding region: 1-951 (316 amino acids)
Biological process (GO): G protein-coupled receptor signaling pathway; detection of chemical stimulus involved in sensory perception of smell
Cellular component (GO): membrane
Molecular function (GO): olfactory receptor activity; odorant binding
Source: RefSeq, a predicted model, not a curated record
AUGGUGAACUGGACUUUAGGUCCAGAUGUUCUGCUGCUGGAGGGGUUAAAGGUCAGCCCCAAGUCCUCCGUCCCCGCCUUCGUCCUCCUCCUCAUCAUCUACGUCUUCAUCAUGGUGUCCAACGUGGGCCUGGUGGUGCUGAUCACCAUGGAGAGGAGCCUCCAUGAGCCCAUGUACCUGCUCUUCUGCAACAUGAGCAUCAACGACAUGUUCGGGGCGUCGACCAUCAUCCCCCCCCUGCUGGCCGACGUCUUCGUUCCCAGCUCUCAGCGCUACAUCCGCUACGUGGACUGCGCCGUCCAGGCCUUCUGCGGUCACCUCCACGCCAGCGUCGUCCACACGGUGCUCAUGAUCAUGGCCUUCGACCGCUACGUCGCCAUCUGCAGGCCGCUGCAGUACGCCGCCAUCAUGACCAACAGGAUGGUGGUGAAGCUGUCGGUGUGGGCCUGGGCGGCGCCGCUGGUCAUGGUGCUGAUCCUGGUGGGCCUCAGCGUCCGGCUGUCACGCUGCAGACGCACCGUGUUCAACCCGUUCUGCGACAACCCGUCGCUGUUCAAGUUGUCCUGCGAGAACCUGCUCGUCAUCCACAUCUACGGCUUAAGCAUCGCCAUGGGGACGCUGGCACUCUCGGUGUGCGUCGUGACGCUCACCUACCUGAGGAUCGCCGUGGUCUGUCUGAGCAGCAAGAACCAGGCGCUGAACCACCGGGCGCUGCAGACCUGCGCCACCCACCUGAGCCUCUACAUCAUCAUGCAGCUGACGGGCGGCAUCAUCAUCAUCCUCCAUCGCUUCCCGCAUUUGUCGGACCACAGGAAGCUGGCGUCCAUCUUGUUCCACGUGGUUCCUCCUGCUCUGAACGCCGUGAUCUACGGACUGCAGAUCAAAGCGGUCAGAGAGAAAAUUCUGAAUAUAUUAAACAGGAAAAAAAAGACAGUUUUACCGAUGAAAUGA